AGACAAGACUUUAGUAUUAUUAUAUUAUAUAUAUUUCUAACUAAAGUUUGCUCCUUUCCUCCUAAAACUAUCAUCUUGACAACCCCUUCUCAGUUGAAGAACCUGGACAAUAUUUGGUUCACUUAAAGUUGAGAUUUUUAAGGUGAUGUUAUGGAUACAAUUGGGUCUCCAGUGUCUGCCUCCAGUAUCAAGAAAGACAGCUUAACUUUCUUGAAAUCUUUGUUCAACAGUACAGAAGAUGAUGUUGUUGAUUCUCAAGCUGCCCCUUUGCCUUUCCUCUCUCCUCUUGCUAAUUCUGUCAUCUCUUCCUGCUCCAAGAUCCUUCAGAAACCAACUGAAGAGUUGCAGCACUGUUUUGACACUGAGCACCCUAAUAUCAUGAAGGAAUCUUUGGUUUAUGCUAGAAGUUUUUUAGAAUUCUGUUCAUAUCAAGCACUGAACCUGAUGACUAGGCGUCCAGAUUAUUUAGCUGACAAAAAUUUUCGUCGCUUAACAUUUGAUAUGAUGCUUGCAUGGGAUGGGCCAAGUGCUGAGAAUGAACUAAAUAUUCUCCAGGAAACUGCCUCUUGUAGUAACCAGGAAGUGGAGGAUGAGGAGGGAUGGUCACUUUUUUACUCUAAUUCUACAAAUAUGGCUGCUCAGGUUGAUGAGGAUAAAACUGUAGGGCUGGAGGCUUUUGCACGAAUUGCUCCUGCCUGUACAGUUAUUGCAGAUGUGAUAACUGUUCACAAUCUCUUUGAUGUACUGACAAUGUCUUCAGGCCACAAACUACAUUUUCUUAUCUACGACAAGUACCUUCGCAGCCUGGAAAAGGUGAUCAAAUCUGCUGCUAAUGUAAAUACAUCUUCCUCUGCAUCCAACCUUCAGCUUGCUGAAGGCGAGAUUAUUUUAGAAAUAGAUGGCACCGUUCCCACUCAACCAAUAUUCCAGCAUAUUGGAAUCUCUGGAUGGCCAGGGCGUUUGACAUUGACCAAUAAUGCUAUGUACUUUGAGUCUAUGGGGGUCGGACUAUACGAUAAAGCUGUGAAAUUUGAACUAGCUGCGGACAUGAAGCAGGUUAUAAAGCCUGAUCUAACAGGACCACUGGGUGCUCGUCUCUAUGAUAAGGCUGUGAUGUACAAGUCCACUUCAAUCACAGAGCCUGUUUAUUUUGAAUUCACUGAAUUCAAAGGCAGUUCACGCCGGGACUAUUGGUUGGAUAUUAGUCUAGAGAUCUUAUAUGCUCAUAAGUUCAUCAGGAUGUAUAAUCUUAAAAAGUUUCAGCAAUUGGAAGCACUUGCUAGAGCAGCACUAGGUAUUCUUCGCUAUCGAGCAGUGAAAGAAGCAUUUCAGAACUUCCCAUCUAACUACAAGACCUUACUUUGUUUUAACUUGGCUGAAAGUCUUCCGGGAGGAUACACAAUAUUGCAAGCUCUUUCAAGUCGUUUGUCAUUAUUGGAUGAUAGUUCAUCUCAACAUGACUCUGUCAGAUCUCCACGUGCUAAUAGGCAACUGAGACAGCCAAUUUCCUAUUUGACACUUUGUAGACAUAAAAUUGUUUCUAUUGAUGAAGUUGGCAUGGACAAAGAAGAAAUGCAGCAAAUUGGUGAUGUUUGUGUUGGUGAGAUAAAUCCUCUAGAAAUGGCAGUAAAGCAAUCAAAACAGGACAUAGGAAGGGCUGAAGCUGCACAAGCAACUGUCGAUCAAGUGAAAGUGGAGGGGAUUGAUACAAAUAUAGCAAUUAUGCAGGAGCUGCUUUUCCCACUCAUUGAAUCAUUUAAUCAUCUUCAACGCCUUGCUUCCUGGGAAGAACCUUCUAAAUCGACCGUAUUUCUGGUGUUAGUCACCUAUGUCAUACUUGGGGGAUGGAUGAAGUAUGUAUUGCCGUCUAUCUUUAUAUUUGUUGCAAUUAUGAUGGGUUGUAAUAGAUUUGCCAACUACGGGAAACCUUUGGAAGCUUUCAACAUUACAGCUCCCCCAUAUCGAAAUGCAGUGGAGCAGCUGCUGGCAUUACAGGAAGCUAUAUCUGAACUUGAAGCUCUAAUUCAAGCUGGAAACAUAUUUCUUCUAAAAAUUAGAGCUCUUCUCUUUGCUGCACUUCCACAGGCGACAGACAGAAUUGCCAUACUACUGGUCAUCCUGGCAGUGGUAUUUGCAUUUGUGCCUGUACAAUAUCUGAUUUUAUUAGCAUUCUACGAGGCAUAUACAAGAGAAAUGCCCCUGAGAAAAGAUAGCAGCGACCAAGUGCUGAGGCGGAUGCGCGAAUGGUGGUACAAUAUACCUGCAGCUCCAGUUCAAUUAAUUAAACCCGACGACAAGAAAACCAAGUAAACGAUAGUCAUAGUAUCUGUGCAGACAUUUGUAAUUCUAAUCUGAAUUCCUCCCUCAAAAAAUUUCUGGAAACAUGAUACGUUGUAGAUGUACAUUUCAUUCAUCAACUUCUGCCUUAGCUUCGAGCACACAUUUUGCAAUUUGGGCACGGAGUUUAACUUCUCAGACCUUGAUCCUGGCUUUGAUUUAUAACUUACAACAAAACCAUCAAACAGUGGGUUUUAAUUUUUCAGCAUGUGAUUAGUGACAAAACCGAAGGAGAGAUCCUCGGAUUGUACUAAUCGCUGUUAGGUUCUUAAUCAUUGUAUUAAUCUUGCUCUUUAUAUGAUUGUUCUUGUAAAGCUGACAGGUAAUCUAAGCUUAAGUUAUGCAAUCACUACAUUGUACUGUUGUAAACUACAUGAUAGCUGGAUACUUGAAUUCAAAGUUGGUGAGUUGAUUAUA
Daucus carota subsp. sativus is the source of this 2754-nucleotide messenger RNA. RefSeq lists its product as uncharacterized. The record is from RefSeq and is a predicted model, not a curated record. The transcript has 10 exons. NCBI's taxonomy places the organism in Eukaryota, Viridiplantae, Streptophyta, Magnoliopsida, Apiales, Apiaceae. Bases 151 to 2310 code for a protein of 719 amino acids.